Messenger RNA from Olea europaea var. sylvestris, 2485 nucleotides. Its product is annotated as subtilisin-like protease SBT1.6. The transcript is spliced from 7 exons. Lineage: Eukaryota; Viridiplantae; Streptophyta; Magnoliopsida; Lamiales; Oleaceae. The record is from RefSeq and is a predicted model, not a curated record. The coding region runs from base 414 to 2225 and encodes 603 amino acids. Gene Ontology annotation, biological process: proteolysis. Gene Ontology annotation, molecular function: serine-type endopeptidase activity.
UCUGAUAUGGUGUUAUUGAGUGGUUAAUAGAUGGAGUGUUGUAGCUUGCAAAAACCACAUGCAAUGAAAGCAUACUUAACCAAUGAGUAGAACUCAGAAUUUGCCUGAGUUUAUAAAUCAUGCCACCAUUUCCUUGUUUCAUAAUAAUGCUAUUUAAUUUGCCUAGGACUUCUCUUCUUCUCUGUGCUACUGCUAUGCUAUAAUAAAAUUUUAACGUUCCGCUAAAGACAAAAACACGUUCACAUAACAUCGAACGUGUUAAUUAUCUUGGGGACCAUGAUUGUACUACAAAACACUAUCCUUUUUUACUUUCUAAGAUUUGUCUCUCUCUCAAAUAAUUAGAACUUAGUUUUCACAAAAGACAAUGUGUGACAGGAAUUUGGCCAGAGUCCCCAAGUUUUAGUGAUGCCAACAUGCCCCCGGUGCCAGCUGGAUGGAAGGGACAUUGCCAAUCAGGAGAAGCAUUCAACUCUUCGACAUGUAACAGGAAAGUGAUUGGUGCAAGAUAUUAUCUCAAUGGCUAUGAAGCUGAGGAACAACUGGGAAAUACUGUGUCAUUCAAAUCUCCAAGGGACAGCUCUGGUCACGGCAGUCACACUGCUUCAACUGCUGCGGGUCGUUAUGUGAAUAAUAUGAAUUAUGAGGGGUUGGCAUCUGGCGGAGCUAGAGGAGGCGCACCUAUGGCUAGGAUAGCAGUGUAUAAGACUUGCUGGAGCUCUGGUUGCUAUGAUGUUGACUUGUUGGCCGCAUUUGAUGAUGCUAUUAGAGAUGGGGUGCAUAUUGUGUCUCUGUCUUUGGGUCCUGAUGCUCCACAGGGAGAUUAUUUCAGUGAUGCCAUUUCUGUGGGAUCAUUUCAUGCUGUUAGCCAUGGAAUUGUGGUUGUUGCUUCAGUUGGAAAUGAAGGAAGUCCAGGGUCUGCAACAAAUCUUGCUCCUUGGAUGAUCACUGUUGCAGCUAGUUCAACUGACAGGGAGUUCAUGUCCGAUAUCAUACUUGGAAACAGAGCUCACUUUUCGGGUGAAAGUCUGAGUCUACUUAAAAUGAAUGCCUCGACAAAGAUCAUCUCCGCUUCUAAAGCUUAUGGAGGGUACUUCACUCCUUAUCAAUCCAGUUACUGCUUGGAUAGUUCUUUAAAUAGCACAAAGGUGAGAGGCAAUGUUCUAGUAUGCCGACAUGCUGGGAGCUCAGCAGAGUCAAAGCUGGCAAAAAGUGUCGUAGUAAAAGAAGCUGGAGGAGUUGGGAUGGUUCUUAUAGAUGAAACAGAUAGAGAUGUCGCCAUCCCUUUUGUCAUCCCAGCAGCAAUUGUUGGGAGAAAAGAAGGACAUAGGAUCCUAACUUACAUAAAUAAUACAAGUAAUCCUAUGUCAAGGAUAUUAUCUGCCAAGACGUUAUUAGGAUCCCAAGCUGCUCCUCGAGUUGCACCAUUUUCUUCCAAAGGUCCCAAUAUCUUAACCCCUGAAAUUCUUAAGCCCGAUAUAACAGCACCUGGAUUGAAUAUCCUGGCAGCCUGGUCUCCUGCAGCUAAUAAAAUGAAUUUCAAUAUACUCUCUGGAACAUCCAUGGCUUGUCCCCACGUAACAGGGAUUGUAGCCUUGAUAAAAGCUGUGCAUCCAUCUUGGUCUCCAGCAGCAAUCAAAUCGUCCAUAAUGACAACUGCUACUGUAUUAGACAAGCACCGGAAGCCUAUCACAGCAGGCCCAGAUGGACGAAGAGCGAAUGCUUUUGAUUUAGGCUCUGGCUUUCUGAACCCAAGGAGAAUUCUUGAUCCUGGUCUUACAUAUGAUGCAGAGUCUACAGAUUACAAAGCCUUUCUCUGUUCAAUUGGUUAUGAUGAGAAAUCAGUGAAUUUGAUCACAGGAGACAACAGCACCUGUAACCAAUCUUUCCCAUCAGCAUCAGACCUUAAUUAUCCAUCCAUCACAGUACCUAAUCUGAGGAACACUUUUUCAAUCACUCGUACAGUGACAAAUGUCGGCAGGCCUAGGAGCGUCUACAAAUCAGUCGUGUUUCCUCCGAUGGGGAUCAACGUCACUGUAAUACCCAAACGACUGAUCUUUAACAGGUACAGGCAGAAGAUCAACUUCACUGUAACUUUCAAGGUGACUGCCCCAUCACAAAAUUAUGUCUUCGGAUCCUUGUCGUGGAGGAGUAGAAAGUCUUGGGUAACUACCCCACUGAUUGUACGGGUUGCCAGGUCCAGGUCGAGGCCAGGUUUUAUGUUAUAAGCAGCAGUAUACAAUGUGCGCAACCUUGGAGUUCUAGAGUUGAGAUAAAGAUAGAACACAAAAAUGAAUAUGCAGAUUCCAAGUCGCAGUGGAGAUUGAUAUCCAUGUCUAGCCAUUAGAAUCAUUUUUGUCAGAUAAGCCUACAGUGAAGCAUGAACACAUUUUUCAGCCAUUCCUUUACUUCAUUAUUUAUUAUUUCAUUGUCCAAUGUUUGAGAAGAACUCAACAUUCCAUAGAUCCUAUUGCCACCUCACAGACUA